AUGGUUUGCUCUAUCCUCUCCACUAUGUAUAGUUGCAUUUCAAAUCCGGAACAAGCAAAUAUUAAACAAACCGAAGCUGCCAUCACAAUUUUUGUCCAUUUUGGUAAUGCAAUUAAAGAUAACCAAGAAAAUAGCAAAAAAGCAAUUUCAAGGUAUUAUUGA
Dictyostelium purpureum is the source of this 162-nucleotide messenger RNA. RefSeq lists its product as uncharacterized. The transcript has a single exon. Lineage: Eukaryota; Evosea; Eumycetozoa; Dictyosteliales; Dictyosteliaceae. The record is from RefSeq and is a predicted model, not a curated record. The coding region runs from base 1 to 162 and encodes 53 amino acids.